UGCGCCGGCCGCGCCGCGUCUGUCCCGCUGGCCCCGGCCGCGGCCUCCCCCGGUAGCGCGUCCCGGCCCCGCGCCCCGCAGCCCAGGCGCCAUGGAGCGGCCGGCGCCCCUGGCCGUGCUGCCCUUCUCGGACCCCGCGCACGCGCUGAGCCUGCUCCGCGGCCUGAGCCAGCUGCGCGCCGAGCGCAAGUUCCUGGACGUGACCCUGGAGGCGGCGGGCGGGCGCGACUUCCCGGCGCACCGCGCGGUGCUGGCGGCCGCCAGCCCCUACUUCCGCGCCAUGUUCGCCGGGCAGCUGCGCGAGAGCCGCGCCGAGCGGGUGCGCCUGCACGGGGUGCCGCCCGACAUGCUGCAGCUGCUGCUCGACUUCAGCUACACGGGCCGCGUGGCCGUGAGCGGCGACAACGCCGAGCCGCUGCUGCGCGCCGCCGACCUGCUGCAGUUCCCGGCCGUGAAGGAGGCGUGCGGCGCCUUCCUGCAGCAGCAGCUCGACCUGGCCAACUGCCUGGACAUGCAGGACUUCGCCGAGGCCUUCAGCUGCGCGGGGCUGGCGCACGCGGCGCAGCGCUUCAUCCUGCGCCACGUGGGCGAGCUGGGCGCCGAGCAGCUGGAGCGGCUGCCGCUGGCGCGCCUGCUGCGCUACCUGCGCGACGACGGGCUGUGCGUGCCCAAGGAGGAGGCCGCCUACCAGCUGGCGCUGCGCUGGGUGCGCGCCGACCCGCCGCGCCGCGCCGCGCACUGGCCGCAGCUGCUGGAGGCCGUGCGCCUGCCCUUCGUGCGCCGCUUCUACCUGCUGGCGCACGUCGAGGCCGAGCCGCUGGUGGCCCGCUGCCCGCCCUGCCUGCGCCUGCUGCGCGAGGCGCGCGACUUCCAGGCGGCGCGCUACGACCGCCACGACCGCGGGCCCUGCCCCCGCAUGCGCCCGCGCCCCUCCACCGGCCUCGCCGAGAUCCUCGUGCUCGUGGGCGGCUGCGACCAGGACUGCGACGAGCUGGUCACCGUCGACUGCUACAACCCGCAGACGGGCCAGUGGCGCUACCUGGCCGAGUUCCCGGACCACCUGGGCGGGGGCUACAGCAUCGUGGCGCUUGGCAACGACAUCUACGUGACGGGUGGGUCCGACGGCGCCAGGCUGUACGACUGCGUGUGGCGGUACAACUCGAGCGUGAACGAGUGGACGGAGGUGGCGCCCAUGCUCAAGGCCCGCGAGUACCACAGCUCCUCCGUGCUGGACGGGCUGCUGUACGUGGUGGCGGCCGACAGCACGGAGCGCUACGACCACACCACCGACGCCUGGGAGGCCCUGCAGCCCAUGACCUACCCCCUGGACAACUGCUCCACCACGGCCUGCCGCGGCCGGCUCUACGCCAUCGGCUCGCUGGCCGGCAAGGAGACCAUGGUGAUGCAGUGCUACGACCCGGACACGGACCUGUGGUCGCUGGUGGACUGUGGCCAGCUCCCGCCCUGGUCCUUUGCCCCCAAGACGGUGACUCUGAACGGACUCAUGUACUUCAUCAGGGACGACUCCGCCGAGGUGGAUGUGUAUAACCCCGGGAAGAACGAAUGGGACAAGAUCCCAUCUAUGAAUCAGGUACACGUGGGAGGCAGCCUGGCCGUCCUUGGAGGGAAGCUGUACGUCUCGGGGGGGUAUGACAACACGUUUGAACUCUCGGAUGUGGUGGAAGCCUAUGACCCCGAGACUCGGGCCUGGAGCGUGGUGGGCCGGCUCCCCGAACCCACCUUCUGGCACGGCAGCGUCAGCAUCUUCCGCCAGUUCAUGCCCCAGACGCCCUUGGGCGGACGUGGCUUUGAGCUAGACAGUAGCAGCAGCGACAUGGACGUGGGCCAGCCCCGGCCGCCCCCGGAGCACCCCCGCGAGCUGCACUAGCCCCGGCCUGGCCCAGGGAGGGCCUCGAUGCAGGUAACCCAGCACCUCGGGGGCGGCCACCCCCUCCUGCGUGCCUGAGGACAGGUUGGGCUCACCAGGUGGAACCGGCUCUUGGGCUGCCGAGCAAGCCUCAGGGUCCGACGCCUGGACCCUCUGCAUCUAGACCCUGAGUCACAGCUGCGGGGUCAACGCCAGUUGUGAACGGCCCUCCCUUGGCCCAGGAAGAGGAGCCUCCUCACCGACACGUGUCUGGCUCCAACAGGCCACCACCCCUGCACCCCCGCCUCCCCACUGUCACCCCCUUGCACCCACCUCCGGGGGAGGAGAGCCACUCUGGGGCAUGAGUGGAGGGGGUCAGGACGCAUUGGGGAUCAGGCAGGCGAUGGCUGCAUCCCAGCGCGCUGUCUCCACGGAUGAAGGGGGUUGCGCACAAAAACACCCCCACAGGGACGGGCCUCCAGCAGCUGAGCUCAGACCCCGGGGCGCAGGGCAGGGGACUGGUGUGGCCUUGGAGGAGCCCAGGGGCCUGCUGAGUGUGUGUCCAUGCACCUGGGCUGAGCCUGAUGUUGGUGUCCCUGCCCACCCACCCCACCAGCUGGCAUGUCCGCCCUCCCUCCGCCCUGGCUCAGAGGCCUCUCCACGUUCGGCCCAGUGCAGUGGGUGAAAGCCUGCAGGUGCAAGGUCGGGCUCCUUCCGGGGGGUGCUGGGAGCUGGCCUUUGACGCCCAGCCAGGCGGGCUGUCCUCGCCUGUGGUCAGAAGUCCUGCCCCGGGAGCAGCCCCGGGCAGCAUGGCUUCUUGGUUGCAAGGUUUGAAAGGCAGCUUGGGCUUAAGAGGGAACCAGGGCUGGUGAUCGGUGAUCUGUUGCAGGCCUCUGCAGCGGGGGGUUGGGGGAGUUCCAGGAGGUGGGAGCCCAGGGCUCAGGGCACGCUUCUCGGGGAGUGUGAGCGUUUCCGGGGAUUGGGUGGGCCUGCCCCUCAGGCCCCGGCGUAGCUUUGCUGGAGGUGGUCUCCCGUCCAGUGAGGACGGUGUUUGCAUUUCCUCGUGCGACGGAGUGAAAUGUUUGCUGAGCGGCCACGUCUGUACGUUCUCCCCAGAAGAAAGGGUUCGAGGCACUUCACAGACGCCACUGAAGACCUUGUGUUGGCCCGUGGCCCCGGUUUGGGGAGGAAGCCUGUGGCCUCCAGGGCUGCUGGCUGGGCCCUGCUGUGUGGUCAUCGUGGUGGGUUAGGCCUCGUGUUCCAGACACCUGCUGGGUGGCCACAGCUCACAGCCAGCCCUCCCCAUCCCCCUGGGGUCCUUCCCACUGAGGUCAGGCACCGCGGGAGGCCAUGUAGGGGUCGGGAUCAGAACGAGCCUUCAGACGUGUGCUCCCUGCCUUGGGGCCUUCCUGGCACGGGGUUCAGGCUGGGAAGCCCCCACCACUUGCAGAUGAAUGUACUGACUUGGGGACAGAGGGCUGGACCAACUCGGGGUGGGACUGCGUGUUGGGGGCACACCCUUUAUCAGUCUCCAAGACAAAUUAAGUUAUGAGAGCUCGGGAUGGUAUUUAAUGCUGACCCAGUGUAUUCUGUAUUUAUGAUUAGCCACCCUCCCCCGUCGGCACCCAGGCCAGCCCCAGAGGGCGGUGGGUGUGCGUAUUUAUUGUCUGUUCUGGAGGCAAAUGUCACUGCCAGAAUGCUGUACGGUUUUAGGGCGCCUUCGAUACUUUUUGAAAUAAAAAUGUUUCCUAUA
This is a messenger RNA of Eptesicus fuscus (big brown bat), 3620 nucleotides long. It is a transcript of the gene KLHL21, whose product is annotated as kelch like family member 21. Gene Ontology annotation, biological process: protein ubiquitination. The coding region runs from base 92 to 1888 and encodes 598 amino acids. Gene Ontology annotation, molecular function: protein binding. The record is from RefSeq and is a predicted model, not a curated record. The transcript is spliced from 4 exons. Lineage: Eukaryota; Metazoa; Chordata; Mammalia; Chiroptera; Vespertilionidae.